Rotaria socialis is the source of this 882-nucleotide messenger RNA. Lineage: Eukaryota; Metazoa; Rotifera; Eurotatoria; Philodinida; Philodinidae. The record is from the annotation of a GenBank genome assembly.
AUGACUUGCUUAGUGCACAAUGCACGUUAUCGUGGCUUAUUUCAUGCUGUUGUUAAUGAACUUCGGAAUGAAAAUCGUAUACCUGUAAAUGUAUUACGAACUAUGCCACAUCAAUGUUGUACAUGUGCUAAUGUUGAUAAUCAAACAUUAAUAACUGUUAUUCUUGAUGGAAAAGAUAAACUAAUAAAUUUAAAAAAACUUACUGAUCAAAUAGAUCGAGAUAAAAACGGCAAUCCCAAGCUUAUUCAAUCAUUAAAUAAAUUAGAAAAUUUUAUCAGAGAAAAUCGAACUUCCGAUUCAAAUUUAUUAUUCAAUAUUGAACUGGAUAAUAAUUCUGAACAUGAUUCUAGUAGUUCAAGCGAAUCGGUCAUACCUGUUAAAGUGCGCCCAUCCAAACCAAAAACGAAGCCGAAAAAAAUAGCUAAAACCGGAAAAUUUGUAUUUUUACCAUAUAAGUCUGAAGAUCUAUUGCAAGAAACUUUGCCAGUCGACGAUAAGAAACGACUGCAACGUGGUAGAUUCAUUGGUAGAAAAGGCUAUAUUGCAACAUUAGAAACACAACACGAUGUUUACAUCAAUAUGAUCACAUCGAGUACAAGUGAACAAAUUGCAAAGAUGCUUCGAAAUGCGAAAAAAGGCGUUGGAAAUGUAAAACUUUAUAAUCAAAAAGAUCUACCAGAAAAUGAAAAUGGUGAAUGGAUAUUGGUGCGGCCAAAAAACAGUAAGGGUCAAAUAAAGAAGGACAUAGACGAUCUGGACGAAUUAUUAAAGGAAAUAACAGAUCGAUGGGAACGAUCGAUGGAAAUAAAAAAACGCAAAAGCGAAGAAGAAGGUGAUGAUGAGGAUGAUGAAGAACAUCUGAAUAAAAGAACAGCAUCUUAG